GUAAAUAUCGGCUGGCUCAGUCUGACAGAAAAGUUUCCGGUUUGCGCUCCAGAGGCAAAGUAAGAACAGCUGGAGCUCCGGCGACGGACUUGGUAUUCAAACGUUGCCCGGCUUCCACACGCAGCUCCACGAGCUACUGCACACCGGACUAAACACUUCCACGGCCACAGCAUGCCGGGGCUGCUGCUCGGAGACGUGUUUCCUGAUUUCGAGGCAGAGACCACCACUGGCACAAUUAAACUCCACGAAUUUCUUGGUGAUUCAUGGGGAAUCCUGUUCUCCCACCCCAGAGACUACACUCCUGUGUGCACCACAGAGCUGGGCCGAGCUGCCAGACUCAGCAGUGAGUUCAGUAAACGCAACGUUAAAUUGAUCGCCCUAUCAGUGGACUUCCUGGAGGAUCACCACGGCUGGGCCAAGGACAUCGUGGCCUACAACUGUGAGGAGUCUGCCUGCUGCUCGCUGCCCUUUCCCAUCAUAGCGGACAGCAAUCGGGAGCUGGCAGUCGCCCUGGGCAUGCUGGACCCAGAUGAGAAGGACAAAGAUGGCAUGCCCCUUACUGCCCGCUGUGUGUUUAUUAUUGGUCCUGACAAGAAGUUAAAGCUGUCCCUGCUUUACCCAGCCACCACAGGACGCAAUUUUGAUGAGAUCUUGAGAGUGGUGGACUCGCUCCAGCUCACAGCAGGGAAGCGAGUAGCCACACCUGCCGACUGGAAGCCUGGAAACUGCGUGAUGGUUCCCCCGAGUAUGUCUGAAGAAGAGGCCGCCUCUUUGUUCCCAGCUGGCGUCUACACCAAAGACCUCCCCUCUGGCAAGAAGUACCUGCGCUACACACCCCAGCCAUAAGCACAGGCAGAAAGGAUGCUGAUAUUCAACGCUUGCAUCUGUUACGUGGACUGCAUUGUCCAUUGCAUGGACAGCUACUCUCACCUGGUUGAUAGACAUCCCAGCUGUGAAUCAGUCCCAGUCAACGUGGAUGGAAUGAAUACCAGUGCCUUAUGAUAUAGGAUUGUUCUAACUGAGACAAGCUACCUACUUUUCUAAGAAGACAGAUGGAAAGGAGCUGUCAUGGGGAAAUAGAUUACUAUUUGAAUAAAAGUUUUUUGUUUUUUUUAAAUCUACCGUGUGGCAGAAUAAGUCUCUUUUUUUUUUUUUUUAGCAGAAAUACUGUUGGCAUGACAUUUUCAUUUACAGGAUCAAAAGUAAGAUGUUUAUGAUGCUAUUUAAGCCAUAAGCUGUAUAUAUAAGAAUAUGACCUCACAAAUAGGUUUAUUAAUAUCCAUACCCAUAAGCUACUCCCGUAUUGAUGCCUGGAUGUUGUCAUACCAUCUGAGGAGUUUUGCACUAAAUCAAGAGCUAGCUAGUUUGGUUAGCAAGGUUCAUCUAUAAUCAACUGUGAUAUUAAUAAGAGAAAAUGCACAGCUGACUCUUUAGAAGGUCUCCACAAACCUGUACAUAAAAGAUGGACGUAGCCAACAUGACACCACUGGUUUCUGUUGUCCUCAUUUUCCAGCUUGGUGUUAGUUUAGCAUUAGCAUUUAGCUUGGUUUGAAAGUUGCAUACAUAAACUUCAGGUGUGCAACAUACAAACAUUAAUAGCUCUGCUUAGUGUUAAGUAACUGUUACUGCUGUAACAAAUGACCGUUACAGACAUGAAAAAUGAUGAAAUAAAUGAAUACAAUAUCACAAAAAAUAGAAAGAUUUGAAAAAUGUUUCAAAGGGGAGUUCAAUUACAAGCUGAAGCAGAUGUUAGAGAAAGCAUUCAUCUGCAUGCCUAGUAAGGGUUGCAUGGGGUGGUCAGGAUCCAUUCAUCAUCCACUGUUAUCUUGGUGACCUCUUUCUCAGAUGAUGGAGGAAUCCAAACAGUGUGCUGAUUCAAACUAGACUCAAAAUAGCAACAGCAAUGACGAAUUCCCUUGGCCAGUAAAAUGGAUGCAUUCCAGCAGCUGGCAGUUUAAUAUUCAGGCUGCAGAAACAUUUCUUUGCAGUCUGGGAUUACACCACCACAAAUACAAAAAGAUUUCUCAUUACUGCUCAAAUUAACAUCCACGCCUGCUGAAUAGUUCUGAAGCCAGGUACAUUCUCUCUAUGGUCUGGAAAAUGUGAGUGUGGCGACAUCUCACUGCAACGCUCCAUGAAACACAUCAGUCAACACUCAUGUGUUCCCUCAGAGCCUUAAUCAGUUCACCAAGCUCACCCAUCCAUGUAAUCUAGGGUUGAGGGGAGGCUGAAAACAAAUUUCUUGGGUGGUCUGUACCACACAACGGGCCAUACAGUAAACAUCCCUUUUAAUGCUGUAAAAUGUGGCAUUUCAACAAGUGUCUAUGGGACUGAGCUGCUUGCGGCGCCAGACUCAACUGGCCAAUCCAGGACCUGCAGGUUUAAAUCUACUGUAUACAUUUGUGGACGUUUUAGGUUUUUGAAGCUGGAAGUGGAGAUACUUUGAGAAGAGGCGCAACUUGUAACAAAAUUUAAGUUAUAUAAUUCCCCACUCUUCUCUUUACAGCUGUCAAGUUGAGCAUGACAAGCUUAAAUCAGUAAACACGAUUAAAUUUGGCAAUAAUGUUUACAGUGUGUAAUACUGGUCUAAUAUUAAACUGCUGACAGUGAUGAUGCAAAACUUUUGCAAGGACAAAUUAACCGAUUUCACUGGAUUUGUUACCUUGACCAAGUUUUUUUGGUCAUACAACAUGUUUUUGGUAGCAAAAACAUGUUGUAUCAUGUUUUUGGUAGCAUUUCUGUGCAUGCGUGUCAUUCUGUGUGUAAACACGAUAGCUCGUAAAGUUUUUAAUGAAUUUGAAUGAAUGCAAACUUUGUAGUGGUGUAGAGUCGGGUAAUGUUAACAAUCUUAUAUCCACCAAGGUCUUUAAGGUCAAUUUAAUGAUUUAUUUGCCAAAAAUUGACAAAAAGCCUCAUAAGUUAGAAACUAUAAUUCUUACAAAUAUGGUGUGUAUUGUUAACAUAUAGAAAGUACCUUAUAUAAAGAUUUAAAAUAUCAUGUUACAUUUGACCUCUAACCUCCUUCAAGGUCAAUAGAUUCAUCUCAAGGUCACCGUGAUAAUAAAGCUUUUGAAAACAUUGUUUCUUACUGCCAUUGUUUGUAUUGACAACAUAAAAGAAUAUAGGGAAUGAUGUAUGUAUAUACAAAAUUGUAUGUAUAUGCUACUGCCUACAUCCAUACUGCCCAAAGAGUGAGCUGCCUUGGCUGAGGUUUGCUUCUUGUUGGAUCUGUAAUGACAUCACGGUGUGAGCGGUGGUAGGAUGGAGCUACUAGGCUGGCGUUCCAGCUCUAACGCCUUCACCCUAAGAUGCAUCGCUUCCACUUCCAGCUCCCAGCUCCCAGCUCCCAAUUUCUCAGCUCCACUUCCUUAAUGCGGAGCAUCUGCUGGAGUUCCUCAGCUGACAUCCCCCACCGCAGGACUGGGAGGAGCUAUAGAAGUGGUUAGAGAAGGACUAGUGGAAGAAGUCGGUACAGGACCUAGUGGCUCCACAUCAGCUAUGCCUGCCCCAUUCGCAACUGCCACAUCCGCCAGCAGUCCCCUCUCACCCAAUGCCUCAGCUACAAGCCGCCGCAGUUCUUCCUGCCUUACAACCAGUGGUGUUUGCACAUUAAAAAGGUUGGUAAUAAGCAUCAAAUCUAUCUUCUUGCACUUACAACUGCAAAAGCCUUGCCAUUUGCGUUUACAUAUAUAUAUAUAUAUCUAUCCAGGAUCUCCUCUGUGACUUUGUUAGCUUUGGCUAGCACUGUCCCUGGCCUCCUCUGUAUCCUAAGUUAGUUUUGUUUGAAGUGUUAACUCAGCUGUGUGGGAUUUGGCGUUCCCUCCUCACAGGGUUGACAGUAUCAGCUAAGAGCUUAUCAACUUUUAUCUGGGGGAACGAUGGCAACAGGCUUCCCCUCUGUGAGCAGCAGACAGGAGAAUUUAAGGACAAGAGAGGUGUUAAAAACAGGAAAUGGAGGGAUGAAGUCGAGUGAGGAGAGAACAAAGGACAAGCAGUUUAAAAAUGAAUGUCACUGAGCGCUGACUGGAAGGACAUUAGCUUGUUUAUCCAGACACAUUAGGCUGGAGUGACAGAGACAGGAGUGUUCAUUUGAAAUAUUUAUUAGGAAUGCAUUAGAAGAUAACACUCCAUGACUUUAACUGCCACUUGUCCCAUUCAGCCUCAAUUUGAAACACAUAGUUUUACACAGAGAUCUGAUGCCAAAUGUAAUCUGAUAAGUCCUGCAUAUAUGACAUAGUAUCACAUGAGAAUGUUAAACCCCCAUAAUAGAAUUAAAAAACAUUAUUUAUACUGAAAAAAGCA
Molecule: messenger RNA, 4302 nt
Organism: Oreochromis niloticus (Nile tilapia)
Lineage: Eukaryota; Metazoa; Chordata; Actinopteri; Cichliformes; Cichlidae
Product: peroxiredoxin-6
Exons: 6
Coding region: 172-846 (224 amino acids)
Biological process (GO): cell redox homeostasis; cellular oxidant detoxification
Cellular component (GO): mitochondrion; cytosol
Molecular function (GO): peroxiredoxin activity
Source: RefSeq, a predicted model, not a curated record